Molecule: messenger RNA, 736 nt
Organism: Neomonachus schauinslandi (Hawaiian monk seal)
Lineage: Eukaryota; Metazoa; Chordata; Mammalia; Carnivora; Phocidae
Gene: CSKMT
Product: citrate synthase lysine methyltransferase
Exons: 2
Coding region: 1-723 (240 amino acids)
Source: RefSeq, a predicted model, not a curated record
AUGGCCGCGCUGCGCCGAACCCUCCACGUGGCGACCCUGGCGGCUGGGGCGCGCCGCGCUUUGGCGGGCUCCCUGGCUGGUAGCUGCCUGGCCGACCGUCGCCUCUGGGAUAAGCUCCAUGCCGAUGCCCGUAGGGGCAGCGUCCCCACGUUCGACUGGUUCUUUGGGUAUGAGGAAGCCCAGGGGUUGCUACUUCCGCUGCUGCAGGAGGCACGGGCUGCCUGCCCACCGAGGGUGUUGGACGUGGGCUGUGGGACCUCCAGCCUGUGUACAGGCCUCUACACCAAGUGCCCACAUCCCGUGGAUGUGCUGGGGGUGGACUUCUCUCCUGUGGCUGUUGCCCACAUGAAGAGUCUCCUGGAAGGUGGUCAAGGCCAAACACCCCUCUGUCCUGGGCAUCCUGCUUCCCGACUCCACUUCAUAAAGGCUGAUGCCCAGAACCUGGAGCCAGUGGCUUCCUCAGGCUCCUUCCAGCUAGUGCUGGAUAAGGGUACCUGGGAUGCUAUUUCCCGAGGUGGUCUGCCCAGGGCUUACCAGCUUCUGUCAGAGUGCCUCAGGGUCCUAAGCCCCCAGGGGACCCUGAUUCAGUUCUCAGAUGAGGACCCUGAUGUGCGGCUGCCCUGCCUGGAGCAAGGGUCCCCAGGCUGGACUGUGACUGUGCAGGAGUUAGGCCCUUUCGGGGGCAUCACCUACUUUGCUUACUUGGUUCAAGGCUCUCAUUAAAGACUUCAGUCCU